AUGCGCAUUACAUCAGCGCUGUACGGAAAUCUGAACAAAAUCCACUGGAAUCGUCGAGUUUGGGAGGUUGGCUAUCGAGGACCACUUUUACCACAAAGAAAAGCCACCGGUCGGCCGGAUUAUCCGGUAACAGGAAAUCGCAUUCUUCUGCUACGUGAAAGAUUCGAACGUGAAUGGAACGUUAUGAAAUGUCUUGCAACGCCGUAUCUUACGAAG
Anisakis simplex (herring worm) is the source of this 216-nucleotide messenger RNA. The record is from the annotation of a GenBank genome assembly. NCBI's taxonomy places the organism in Eukaryota, Metazoa, Nematoda, Chromadorea, Rhabditida, Anisakidae.